AUGCGCACUGGCAUCCUUGGCGACAGCACAUCCCUCGAACGGCUAGUCGGCGUGCCCAAGCAGCUGCAGGUCUUGCGACACGACGGGCACAUCAACUGGGUCGAGACCGCUGCCAUGGCGGCAGCCGAGGGGGGACACCACCGCCACGGCGCCGUAUUCACGUCCACCCUGCUUGACAACAACAGAGAGCUUCUCCGCGUGGCUUCGGGGGCGGCUUCGACCGAAGAAGGAGACCACCUGGACUUGGACCUCAUCGUUUUCAGCUUCGCCGCCGCCGACCGGUGCUCUCUGGAGGACCGCAACUUCAAGGCCGCCUUCCAGUGGGCCGACGCUUACUUCCGAGCCCGCAACAAACCCGCGCAGGUGGGCGUGCUGCUGGUCGACUACGCAGUCAACAAGCCCGCCGGACCCGCACGGGUGGACGACGACAGGAUCAUCGGCCUCGUUGCCGGCGAUCCCUACCUCGAGGCACUCAUGCGCGCCCGUCGCAUUGUUCGGUGGAACGCCACCACCCCGGCCCUGGACGAUCACGAUCAUCACGACGGGCUACCCGACCUGUCCGACGACCUGGCGCGAGUGUUGGCCGACUUCUGCCGAAGGCCGGUCGUGUCACUUCAGGCGGCGUCGGGGUCAUCGCUCCGCGGCGGCAGCGGAGGCGCCAGGGCGGGCGGCGAUCGGUUCGUCAACGGCCUCCUAGUGUGCUCGCUUGCGGUGCUGGUGGCCCUGCUUGUGCUCCACCUGUCGCCCUCGCUUCAGGCCCUGGCCGCAGGCGCGUUGCUGCCCGAGAGCGCGGCCGAGCUGACCCGGCUCAGGCUCGAGAACGGUGCGCAGGAGGCGAUGACGGUCGGGUUGCAGAAGGACAACGAGCUCUUGAAAGAGAUCAACGCCCGGCAGAAGAAGCAUAACGACGAACUGACGAAGGACGUGACGGACCUGAAGCACCGCAACACACGCCUGCAGGCGCAAGUCGACCAGUUGACCGCAGCCCAGCUGGCCGCCACCCAGACGCUGACUGACCGGACCCUGGUCAUCAGCUCCCUGUGCCAGGGGUGCUGCCAGGGCGAAACCGCCGUCGGCGGGUCCAUGUGCCGGCUCUGCUCGUCCGCGCCAGCAGCAUAA
Molecule: messenger RNA, 1119 nt
Organism: Acanthamoeba castellanii str. Neff
Lineage: Eukaryota; Discosea; Longamoebia; Acanthamoebidae
Exons: 1
Coding region: 1-1119 (372 amino acids)
Source: RefSeq, a predicted model, not a curated record